Messenger RNA from Panonychus citri (citrus red mite), 1455 nucleotides. RefSeq lists its product as uncharacterized. Gene Ontology annotation, molecular function: protein binding. The transcript is spliced from 8 exons. The coding region runs from base 206 to 1321 and encodes 371 amino acids. The record is from RefSeq and is a predicted model, not a curated record. NCBI's taxonomy places the organism in Eukaryota, Metazoa, Arthropoda, Arachnida, Trombidiformes, Tetranychidae.
UAAUCAAAUAAUCAUAAUCAGGAGCCGAAGGGCUAUGAUUGGGAAGUUGAUUUUUUCCGGUCAUCAUUAACCAAUCGAUUCUUUUAAUAUCAGGCCUUGAUUUUGAUCACUCAAAUUGAUAAUAUUGACAAAUAAGAUGAAGUAAAAAAAAAGUAACAACAAUCAAUCGAUUGAUGUUACUCUAAAAGAUCAACAAAUUGGUCAAAUGUUUCACAUUGAAAAACUACCUGAUGAUUGUUUAUCCUCCAUUUUUGAAUCUAUUACAAAUCUAGAUGAUUUAAUUGUUUGUUCAAAAGUUUGUCAACGCUGGAGGUUCCUGAUUGUUCAGAGAUUGAAUAAGGUGAAAUAUUUAAGUGACGACAGUAGUAUUGGCUGUUUCAAGAAUUCAAUUUACUUCAAUAAACUUGAUUCACUGAGUCAAAGUCAAUUGUUAGGACUAUUGCCCAGAUUUAAGAUUCUUGACAUUCGUCCCACAAACGAAACUAAAUUUAAAUCUAUUGACAUAUUCAAAGUAAUUGAAGGCAUUAAAUCAGUGAAAGGAUUAAUAUAUGAACCAUGUUGGGAUAAAUUCCCAUGUUCGAUAUCAAGAGUACUGACCAUGAAUCUCGAGCAACUUUAUUUCGCUGAUUGUUUCCAGAAUCAUUUCGAGGAGAUUGCAAAUUCUGGUUAUUUGAAAAAUCUCCAAAGACUUCAUAUUGGAAGUCGCAAUUUUUCAAUUAGUUCAUAUGAUGGACCAGUAUUGGAGAGUAUAAAAAUUUUGGAGGCUUGUUUAUAUUCAUAUGAUGCCACUAAUCCUUAUCCUGGAUUUCAUUUCAUGGAUUUAUGUCCAUCCGUUGAAAGUGCUCAUCAUUUAAUCAAGCCGAAAAAACUAUCGAUCAACCAAACAAUCAAAAAUAAUUCACUGAGAAAUUUAGUUCUGGAUCAUCCGGAAAAUUAUGUAUCAGAUAAUUGGACUGAUUUGCGAAACUUGUUAAUCAAGUAUCCGAAAUUGAAAAAUCUCGCAAUUAGAGGCGAUUAUGGGCUUGAUGAUUCUAAUUUGACGGAAUUACUUGACCUUAUACCCGAAAUUGUUAUUCUUGAUCUUCGCCAGUCAACCAGAUUAUCGGAAAAAUCGAAAGAUAUUGUUAAUCGAUAUUGUCAAAGGAAGAAUAGAGAAAUUUGGUUCUACAAUAGGCCCGAUCAACGUAUCGAACACGAUUGGCCUGAACUUGCAUCUCAAACUAAUCAACGAAUCUGUCAAGGGUUCGAUUUCAUGAGAAAUUGUUUUCUUAAAACAUUUCAACAACUUCCUUAUCUUAUUGAUCCAAUCGAAGAUGAUUAAUUGUUGUAUUAAAACAAAACGAAAUAUUGAUUAAGAUGAAGAUAAUUCUAGAAAUUGGUAACUUGAUCACAAUUCUGUUCUGUAAUCAACUAUUGAUUUAAUGAUAAUUAAAAAGAGGAUCAUUGAACAACAAA